This is a messenger RNA of Dromaius novaehollandiae (emu), 2339 nucleotides long. It is a transcript of the gene RCHY1, whose product is annotated as ring finger and CHY zinc finger domain containing 1. Gene Ontology annotation, molecular function: zinc ion binding. The record is from RefSeq and is a predicted model, not a curated record. The coding region runs from base 80 to 826 and encodes 248 amino acids. The transcript is spliced from 9 exons. NCBI's taxonomy places the organism in Eukaryota, Metazoa, Chordata, Aves, Casuariiformes, Dromaiidae.
GAAGUGGCGGCGGAAGCGGGGGGGCGGGGCGAGCGGCGGCCCUGCCCCGGGGCGGGGCGGGGAGCGGCGUUGCGCGGCCAUGGCGGCGGGCGGAGAGGAGGGUUGCGAGCACUACCGCCGUGGCUGCCUGCUCCGGGCACCGUGCUGUGGGAAGCUGUACGCCUGCCGGCUGUGCCACGACGGCGCCGAGGGCCACCGACUGGACCGCUUCCGCGUGGCCGAGGUGCAGUGUGCCCGCUGCCGCCGCCUGCAGAAGGCGCAGCAGAGCUGCGAGAGCUGCCACAGCCUCUUCGGGGAGUACUACUGCGGCAUCUGCCACCUGUUCGACCGCGACAAGAAACAGUACCACUGCGCCGAGUGCGGCAUUUGCAGGAUUGGUCCAAAGGAAGAUUUCUUCCACUGUUCAAAAUGUAAUUUAUGCCUAAGCUUGAGUCUUCGAGGAAAGCACAAGUGCAUAGAGAACGUCUCCAGGCAGGAUUGUCCAAUAUGUUUGGAGGAUAUUCACACGUCUCGUGUUGGAGCUCAUGUUCUGCCAUGUGGUCACCUUCUUCACAGAACAUGUUACGAGGACAUGUUAAAGGAAGGUUACAGAUGUCCUUUGUGCAUGCACUCGGCUUUAGAUAUGACAAGGUACUGGCGUCAGCUGGAUGACGAAGUAGCACAGACGCCUAUGCCCACAGAGUAUCAGAACAUGAUGGUGGAGAUCCUUUGUAAUGAUUGCAGUGCCCGGUCUACAGUGCAGUUCCAUCUCCUAGGCAUGAAAUGUACAAACUGUGAAUCAUACAAUACUGCCCAAGAUGGAAAAUGCAGGCUGACUUUGGAGUAGCAGUGAUUAAGAUGCACGUUACAUAUGGCUGGUCAAGGAAAAUGCUACUGUGGAAGAGACUUGUCUGUUUUCUUUAAAAAAAAAAAAAAAAUUGUCUGUAAAAAUUUAUUCACACCUGUCAUGCCAACAGUAAAAUGGUUACAAAGUUUUAGGCUGGUGCAAAGGAGUUCUGCUAAUAGUGUCCCCAACCUCAGUACCUGCUACAGCAUGGUCAGGCUCUUCAGGAAUCUCUCCGUCCAACAGUGUGUAACAACCUGAUGAGGUUAGUCUGCAAGAGAAUGGCUCUCUUUAAAAGAGCGUUUUACCACAUCGUAGAAAAGACAGCCUAGAAGAAUAACAAAUGAGAUGCCAAAGGGAGAAGUACAAGCAAUAGCUGUCAGAACAGAACAUAUCUUGGGGCAGUCAAAGACUGAUCUGGCUUAGAGAGGCCCUGAGCAUAACACAGGGUGGAGGUAUAGCCAUUCUGGUAGCAACUCAUAGGGAAAAUUGGUGGCUUUGAGAUGAUACCUUACAUAAAGCUGACGUCUGCAAAGUUUUGCAUAAGUAUGUUCUGUUCUUUUAAGUGACGUGUUUGUUCUAGGGCCUUGGAGCCAUCAAGCAAAUGGAUGGAAAGGGUGAGCUUGCAGAAAUUGCAUCUCAGUCUGAUUGGUAGACACAAGUGCACACACCAUGUGUACAGAAUUCACUUCAAAAGCAGGGCUGGUGUGUGUGUGUAUGUCUGAUGAACGGCUUUUGAAUCAAGCUACAGGGCUGCCCUUAUUCCCACAGGUACUCACGUGACCUGGUGUCUCUUCAUUUAGAUUCCUUUGCCAGCUGCAAUUGCAUUUAACACCAAUUUCUUCCUAAUUAGCUUUAUUCAUUUACAGGGGCCUAGGUGUCAUAGGGUUUUAGACACGUACGUAGCUUGACAUGUUGAUGGUUCAGUACGUGAAGUGAACCAUAUAGCAUUAUCUUUGCAGGAUUGCUGUCAGGCCAGCCAAUCCUGCUAAGCCUGAGAUAGUUGCUAAAGUUGCAGCCAUUCAUAGAGGGACUCUCAAGUCAUGCAGGGACCAGUCUUCUGUCACUUUAUUAUUUUUUAUGGUAUCUAAUUUCAUUGUGGGAGGAGAGGGGAGGAUGGAGGAAUGUUUUUUUCUUUUUUAAAAGGAAUAAAAACUCCCAUCCUUCUCUUUUAUAUGAUAUCCUGCCCAGUGUUUUGCAGAAAAAAUAUUGCAGCUAGUCCUUAGUUUCUGAGAAUUUCAGAAAGUUCAAAUAGUGUGGAGCAUGGCUCCUACUGUCCAAACUGCAUGAAAUGCAAAAGUUCCUCUUCACCAUACAACUACUUGUUUUCAACUUGCUCUAUGGUAAAGCAACAGACUUCUUUAUCUGACAGUGCCCUUUUAUGUAUGAAAUACUAGGAAUCAGAUGAUCGUAUUACUGUAGCUUGCAUUUACUUAGGUUUCUUUUUCUGAAGCACUUUUCUGACUGCUAUAAAUGAAUGUAAAUUAAUGUCUCUAUUAAAACAAAUUGUACUAUG